UUUUCACCUGCGUGCCUGCGACAAAUUUCCUCUUCCGCAUUUGUUCCAAAUCUUUCCAGUUGACGGUCCUCGAUCCCAAUCUCGACUUUUCCAACCCAUCCAAUAAUUCAGCCACACCCUUCCCACGACCACCACACUUCAACCUCAACAAGGCUGAGUUGCAAAAGGCGAACAGUUAUGGCCGAAGAGGAUUGUGAUCACAAUGGUGCCAUUGUCGACCAGCACCGUGCUGCUAGCACCGAGAAGAGCCAAGGCUCAACCAUGCCAGAGGUAUGUCCAUCAUCCGGAGUCGAUGCAUUCAGCGCAGUACCUCCAUUCCAAAUCCCCCUCGUCGGAGAAUUGAGGUCCGAGUUUGCGACAUCUGCCACCACCGUGAUCAAGGUUUUCGACAAACUCGCGAAUCAUACCACCCAGAAGCAAGGCACCGACGAGACGCUGUCAUCAAUGACGACCCUGGUCCAGCAGGUUGGCCCCAUGGCUACGGCUCAACGUACGAUCGAAGGCAAAUUUCAACGAGUCGAUGACGAAUUGAAGGGCAUAUCAGAGUCGCUUGCCAAAGUUUGCUUGGAUGUUGCCAAUACCUAAUGUCGAGUGCAAAAAGAGACCGAAGCGGCUGAAAAGGCGCAGUCGACGACAGCUUGAACAGCAGCCCUCAAGAACUCAAGCAAUGUCAAAGAUCUGACCAAGGUCCUGGGCGACAUCAAAAAAGCCUCAGCUAAGAAUUUUAAUUCCAUUUCCAGUCUGGACGGCAAGGUCUCUGGGAAGCUGGAGGAUAUUAAGAUCCGUCAAAAAACAAUUUGGAAGGUCAACUUGCGAAUAAUCAGCGCGAACAGGAAAUGUUGAAGAUGUAGCUGGAAGGAGUCAAGGAUAAAUACAAUGGGUUCAAGCUCUGGGUCAAGGGAGAGGUCAUCGAUGUCGAGAAUCGGGGGAAUGACGACAGCCGGUAGAAUCGGCGUGAGACUGAUGUCACACAGUGUUUGGUUAAGAAUCGAAAACUGCGCAAAGAUCUCGAGGCUCUGCCCCAACAGUUUUCAGAUCUGCACCUCUACUUUGAUUUGGCAGAUGCGAAACGUUCCAGGAUUGGAUAAACCGAGAACAAUCACACCCUUAUCUACGACGCGGACAGACGAUGGUUUGACUAGACGGAGAACGGGAGAGUUUGUUUAGUUUCGCUUGGGUAGAGUUUGUGUUGGGUGAUCACAGCCCAUACGGCAUCCAUUUCUACCUACCAAGACAAAUACUACAUGGAU
This is a messenger RNA of Podospora bellae-mahoneyi, 1250 nucleotides long. RefSeq lists its product as uncharacterized. The transcript is spliced from 3 exons. The record is from RefSeq and is a predicted model, not a curated record. Bases 178 to 585 code for a protein of 135 amino acids. Lineage: Eukaryota; Fungi; Ascomycota; Sordariomycetes; Sordariales; Podosporaceae.